Messenger RNA from Lotus japonicus, 1382 nucleotides. RefSeq names its product probable polygalacturonase At3g15720. Gene Ontology annotation, molecular function: polygalacturonase activity. NCBI's taxonomy places the organism in Eukaryota, Viridiplantae, Streptophyta, Magnoliopsida, Fabales, Fabaceae. Gene Ontology annotation, biological process: carbohydrate metabolic process. The coding region runs from base 22 to 1224 and encodes 400 amino acids. The record is from RefSeq and is a predicted model, not a curated record. The transcript is spliced from 7 exons.
CUUAAUUUUGGUUUAUCGAAGAUGGAAAGCCUAUUUGUUGUGCUUGUAAUGUUUGUUGUUGCUGCAUCAGUACCAUACUUGUGUGCUACAAUCACACCUGAUACAGCUCCUUGCUUCAAUGUUCUUCACUUUGGUGCCACCGGGAAUGGCCAAACUGAUGAUUCGCAAGCUUUUGCUAAUGCAUGGCAAGAAGCUUGCAAUGCAACUCAUGAUACCUCAACACUGAUCAUACCUAAAGGAAAAACAUUCAUGUUGCAACCUGUGAGUUUCCAAGGUCCUUGCAAGUCUGCUAGUGUUAUCAUCAAGCUGAAGGGCACCAUCACUGCGCCGAAGAGUGUUGAGUCUUGGAUCUGGCCCAAUCAUGAUUGGGGUGCAUGGGUCAGGUUCUCUAAAAUAAGUGGGCUAGUUAUUUAUGGGGGUGGACAAAUUGAUGGUCAAGGUGCUCCAUGGUGGGAUUGCUUUUCCAAUAACAAGUGUCACAGGCCAACUGCUCUGCAUUUUCAUGAUUGUGAAAAUCUAAUUCUUAGGCGAUUGACUCAUAUCAACAGCCCGAGAAAUCAUAUAAGCUUAAAUGCAUGCAGUGGCGCAUACAUCUCCAAACUUCACUUUAUUGCACCCGAGGAAAGCCCUAACACGGAUGCAAUAGAUAUAUCUGAAUCAUCCAAUAUCAAGAUUAAGGAUUCUAUCAUGGAAACUGGUGAUGACUGCAUUGCAAUUAAUCACGGUUGCAAAUCCAUCAGCAUCACUCGCGUUUUUUGUGGACCUGGCCACGGCAUCAGUGUUGGGAGCCUAGGAAGAAAUGGAGCUCAUGAAACAGUGGAAGAUAUAUAUGUGCGCAAUUGCACCUUCUUUCGAACAACAAAUGGAGCAAGAAUUAAGACAUGGAUGGGAGGACGUGGGUAUGCUAGGAAGAUCACUUUUCAAGAUAUAAUAGUUGUGGAAGCUAAAAAUCCUGUGAUCAUUGAUCAGGAGUACAACCCUCAAGAUAGUACAAAUGCAGUCAAAGUGAGUGAUGUUACUUUCCGCAAUGUGAGGGGAACAUCAAUGUCAAAACAUGCAGUCCAACUACAUUGUGACAAUAACAUAGGUUGCACCAACAUUAUACUAGAGGGUAUUAACAUAACAUCGGCUGCUGGAGAGGAAAUCUAUGCAUCAUGCAAAAAUGUAGAUGGGGUAUGCACUUCAUGUUUUCCACAUGUCCCAUGCCUUUCUGAAGAAGAGUGAUCAAGUAUAUAUAUAUACACACACGCACUAGUGUGUUUACCCGUGUGUUGUACGACGAGUUUUUGUUUUCGGAUUUUGACCCAUGAUGAUCGAUAUUGAAGAGGAAAUGGUUGCACAACAAUGAAGAUUAUACUUUUGUGAUUAAACUUUUGAAAUUG